AUGACUAAAAGAAAUAAAAUAGUAGAAAUAUUAGAAAAAAAAAAAGGAAAUAAGGAAAUAAAAAAAAUAGCUGGUAUACAGAGGAACUUAUAUAAUUCCUUUAGUGAACAUUUAUUUUAUAAUAAUGAAGAACAUAUUAAUGAAAAAAGAAGUAAUAGCUUAUUUAAUAGAAAAAAAAAGAAAACUAAAAAAAAGACAAAGAAAGAUACAUAUUCAAAAGAAAAGAAAGAUAUAUAUUUAAAAGAAAAGAGAGAUAUAUACUCAAAAGAAAAGAAAGAUAUAAUUAUGAGUAAUUUAUUAAACUCAAAAAGUAAACAUGAAUAUAAUAAGAUUCAAAAUAAUUCUUAUAAAAAAGUUAAACGAUUAAAUGAUAAUGGUAUAUUUAAACAUUAUUCAAAAAAAAAAAAGGGAUUUAAUUCUUUUUCUGAUUUUAGAUAUGAAAGAAGCAGAUGGAUGGGUGAAGAAGAUAAGAAUGUUUUAAGUACUUAUAUAGAAGAAUUAAGGAAAUUAUAUUUAUAUAAAAAUAGUAAUUAUGAUAGUGUAAUAAAUGAAAUAAAAAAAGACACUUAUUUUUGUAGCAUAUCAGAAAAAAUGAAUGAUAGUAAUACAUAUGACGAAAAAAAUAUUGUAAAUACUAUUAAAAGUCAAUUUAUAAGUAAUUCCUUAAUAAAAGUAUUCAAUAAUAUUGGUAGAGAAAUAGUCUACUUAAUCCAUUUAAUGAAACCAACUUCUAUUGAAAUAUUAAUAAGAAAACAAAUAUUAAAAAGAAUAAAACAAUUUCUUAAGAAGGUUUUUCCUACAUUUUACAUGAUAGUGUUUGGUUCUUGCAAUACAGAUUUAGAUAUAUAUAAUUCAGAUAUAGAUAUUUGUAUAUAUAACGAAUGUAAAUCUAAUAAAAAUAAUAUUCACGUAUUAUACAAUAAAAUGAGUAAGGAUAAACUAUUUACAAAUACUGAUAUUAAAAAAAUAUUGCAUGCUCGUGUCCCUAUAGUUAAAUGUUAUUUCAGAGAAGUUCAAUUAUCAAUUGAUAUUUCUUUUAAUCAAAUAAGUGCAUUGACGAGUACAAUAAAAACACAAAAUUACAUAAAAAAUAAUUCAUUAAUAAAGUAUUUAAUUAUGUUUCUAAAAAUUUUUUUAUCACAAAAUGAUUUAAAUGAUGCAUCUAAAGGGGGAAUUAGUUCUUUCAAUGUUUUAUUAAUGCUAACUAAAUUCUUAAAUGAAAAUGAAUUUGUUUUUUAUAAAAAAAAUAGUUUUUUAUAUAUUGGAGAAGUUGUACUUAAAUUUAUAUCUCAUUUUUCUUUAUUCAAGGAUAAAUCAAAUAUGGUUCUUUUUUUAAAUAAUUCUAAAGAAUAUGAUUUUUCAAAACUUAAUUUUUUUAAUAAAAAGAAUUUUUCUUUCUUUAACAGUAAUCUUUAUUUAAAUGAAUUAUUUGAUGAUAUAUUUUGUACAUUAGAUAUAAUUAAUCCUUUAGAAGAUGAAAAAUUAACAAAAUUGACUUUUGAUAAAAUUUUUAAAAUUAGAAUUUGCUUUAAGGAUGCUCUCUUUUCCUUAUCUGAUUUUGUUUUAAGAUAUAUAAAAAAAUAUGGUAAAGAUUAUUAUUUAAAAUACGAUAAUAUUUUUAAAAAUUAUUUUGAAAGUAUUUAUUUUUUAAAUUAUUUAGGAGAUAUAGAUAUAAAUGAAAAUUUAAAAAAAUACUAUGAAUUUUUUCAAUGUAAUAUUCAAAACUUUGAUAAAUUAAUUGAAAAUAAAGAUAAUUAUAAUAAUACUGAAUUUUCUCAUAAAGAAAAAAAAACAAAUUCUUCCUUUUUAAUAUGUAGUAAUAAUAAUAAUAAUAAUAGCAAUAAUAUUUGCAACAUUAAUUGUGAAAGUGUCUUUAAUUCUCACAUUUCUUUAAAUGAAAAUAAUAUUGAUUAUAAAAAUAAAGAUGAUAAAGUUAAAUAUAAAAGUGAAAAUCCUCAUAAUUCAAUAAAUACAUUAAUUUCUUUUUUUCUCAAAAUAUUUAAAGAAAAUAAUGUAAAAGAUUACUCCUUAGAAAAAAAUGAAAUUAAUGAUCAAUAUGAAUCUAAUGAAAAUAGAAAAAUCACUAAAAACGAUUUCAUAAAUGUAACAAAACAUAAGAAUAAUAAAGAAUAUAAAAUUAAUCAAAAUGAUAUUUAUACUGAUGAGAAAAUGAUAAACAAACAUAAAGUGAAAAUAGAUAAAAAAUAUACAGAAUAUGAUUUAGUAAAUUUAUAUAAUUCAGAUAUUAAAAAAAAAAUAAAUUCUACUUUAAAACCUGAUAUAGAAAAUUUAAACAGUACUAAUAUUUGUAGAGGUAAAGUAGAUAAAAGUGCAAAUGACUCUGAAAAUAUUUCAAACAAAAAAAAUUAUCCAAAUAUUUCACUCUCAAGCAAAAAUAUCAGUAAGCGUUUUCGCAUUAUAGGAGAAUUCAGAAAAGAUAUUGAUUCGUAUGAUCCUGAAAAAUUAGAAAGUAUAAUUAAUAAUAUUUAUAAAUUGUUUGAUAAUGAUAAUGAAAAUGAAUAUGUUUUUAGUAUUUGUAAAAAUUUUAGAGCACUAAAAUAUAUUCUGAAGGUUAAUAAAUUAAUAUAUGAUAGAUUCAAUUAUUAUUCUUUAUUUAAAGAUAUAUAUAAAGAUGAAGAAAAGAUACAUAUAAAUGAUAAUAAAUUAAUCGAAAAAUUAAAAAAAGAAAUGUUAAUAAAUUUAUUAAAUAUGAAAAAAUAUGAUACAGAUGAUUUAAUUCAUUUAGAAAUAAAUAAUGAUGUUUUUAUAGGUGGUCAUACGAAAAAUGCUACUAAGACUCAUAUUGAUUUAGAUAUAAAUAUAUAA
Plasmodium relictum is the source of this 2826-nucleotide messenger RNA. Its product is annotated as conserved Plasmodium protein, unknown function. Gene Ontology annotation, cellular component: nucleolus; TRAMP complex. The record is from RefSeq and is a predicted model, not a curated record. Gene Ontology annotation, molecular function: mRNA binding; poly(A) RNA polymerase activity. The transcript has a single exon. NCBI's taxonomy places the organism in Eukaryota, Apicomplexa, Aconoidasida, Haemosporida, Plasmodiidae. Bases 1 to 2826 code for a protein of 941 amino acids. Gene Ontology annotation, biological process: RNA 3'-end processing.